GCAUUGGCAACCUCUGCUGACCUGCGCUGGUGGAGUGGACGGACCCUCCUCCAUUUCCUCCUCCCUUCGCCCAGACACAACCGGUUGCUUCCUCAAGGCAACCGCUUCCCCCACCUCACCUCACAAACCCUGUCAAAUCGCCGAACUGAUCAGGCCGUGCGAAACUCCAAACUUCUUUGGCAGGACACUUGUCUGAGGUUUCUUGAUUUGCUCCUGCUGCUGCUGCUGCUAGCGGUGGUGCAUCUUGGAGAGAGAAUCCUUGCUUCUUCUUGAGAUGGUUGUUCGGGUGAGGAGACGGCGCCAGGUGUUCCAUGGUCAUUGAUGGCGGCGGAUGGAGAGUAGGAAAGGAGGGGCGGCGGCGGCGGCGGAAGAUGCGGGGCGGGCGAUGCCGAGCUUCGGGGCGCCUCAGCCCACCAUCCACACAGAUGUGAACAGCAUGCAACCUUCUCGAGUUACUGACUUUUGGGCGCUUGCACAGUCUGCUGGAUUCCGAAUAGAAGAUCUUGCUAGUCUUAGUAUGAACACUUUGUUCAAUCUGAAGCCAAAUACUCAUAUAAUUAACAACGAUCCUCUUCAGUUUGGAAGUCACGGAAAGCCAAUCUCUGCGUCUCAUAUAAAUACUACAGCAGCAGCAAGAACUGACCCUCAGACACUAGCACAGCAAACGGGAGCACAACUAAAUCUGGUGGCUUUACCAACUAGGAACAUUGAGAACUGGGGAGAGUCAGCUAUGGCUGAUAGUCCCAGGACUGACACAUCAACAGAUCCAGACACUGAUGAGAGGAAUCAGAUGUUUGAACAAGGACUGCUUGCUGGCCCAACAGCUUCUGAUUCUAGUGACAAAUCAAGGGACAAACUAGAUCAGAAGACACUUCGCCGUCUUGCCCAGAAUCGUGAAGCUGCCAGGAAGAGCCGUUUAAGAAAGAAGGCAUACAUCCAAAACCUUGAGAGUAGCAAACUGAAACUUGCUCAGUUAGAGCAAGAGCUUCAGCGGGCUCGUCAACAGGGUAUUUUUAUUUCGACAUCUGUAGAUCAAUCUCAAUCAAUGAGCGGAAAUGGAGCUUUGGCAUUCGACAUGGAGUAUGCACGCUGGUUGGAGGAGCACAACAAGCAUAUAAAUGAGUUGAGGGCUGCAUUCAAUGCACAUGCUGGCGAUAAUGAUCUUCGGAUUAUUGUUGAAAGCAUCAUGGUACACUAUGAAGAAAUUUUCAGGCUCAAGGGUGUAGCAGCCAAAGCAGAUGUUUUUCAUGUGCUGUCUGGGAUGUGGAAGACCCCAGCUGAGAGGUGUUUCAUGUGGUUAGGUGGCUUCCGAUCUUCUGAGCUUCUUAAGUUACUGGCAGGUCAGCUUGAGCCUCUUACUGAUCAGCAACUUGUUGGUAUAUCCAACCUGCAACAGUCCUCCCAACAAGCUGAAGAUGCUCUUUCUCAAGGGAUGGAAGCAUUACAACAGUCACUUGCAGAAACUCUAGCAUCUGGAUCCCUGGGCCCUGCUGGAUCUUCUGGCAAUGUUGCAAAUUACAUGGGACAAAUGGCGAUGGCUAUGGGAAAACUCGGCACCCUCGAAAACUUCCUACGGCAGGCUGACAAUCUGCGGCUGCAGACACUACAGCAAAUGCAACGCAUAUUAACCACUCGUCAAUCUGCACGAGCUCUACUUGCAAUAAGUGACUACUUCUCUCGGCUACGUGCUUUGAGUUCUCUUUGGCUUGCUCGUCCACGAGAAUAAAUUCAAUUAAUUCAUAAAUAGGAUAGUUUUAGGUACUGUCUCUAGUGUUGUAUUAAUCCAUUAGUUUCAUCACAUUGCUCAUGUGUUGGUGAGAGAUUUGGAUCAGGAACUUUUCACGUAUGUGUCCAAGUGAAUAUUCAGUGCAUACUGUAGAUGACUUCAUAUUAUGAAUUAUUGGGCAAGUUUGUAACAAUUUUGGAUUUUUUUGGAGUUUUAAAUACUUGCAGAAUAAUCUAAGAUCUUAUUAAGGGAUGA
This is a messenger RNA of Phragmites australis (common reed), 1981 nucleotides long. Its product is annotated as transcription factor TGAL1-like. Gene Ontology annotation, molecular function: sequence-specific DNA binding; DNA-binding transcription factor activity. The coding region runs from base 332 to 1726 and encodes 464 amino acids. The transcript has 11 exons. Lineage: Eukaryota; Viridiplantae; Streptophyta; Magnoliopsida; Poales; Poaceae. The record is from RefSeq and is a predicted model, not a curated record. Gene Ontology annotation, biological process: regulation of DNA-templated transcription; DNA-templated transcription.